AUGGCAUACAAGUUCGUAGCAAUACUCGCUUUCGCCUCGUUGGCCAGCGGUGGCGUCAUCCCAGUUCAUGAUGUUUAUCAUCACGCCCCUGUUCUGCACCAGGCACCAGCCAAUUAUGCUGUUCCUGCUCCAGCGUACGCACCAGCUGCUCACGAACCUGUUGCUAUUCCUGUUCUUGCCAAGCAAAAUGAUGAAUAUGACCCGCAUCCACAAUACAAAUAUGGUUAUGAUGUGCAGGACGCACUCUCUGGCGAUUCCAAGAGUCAAACUGAGGAACGCGAUGGUGAUGUAGUUCGCGGUGAAUAUUCCUUGGUAGAUGCUGACGGUUUCAAACGAGUUGUCCAAUAUACCGCCGAUCCAGAGAAUGGUUUCAAUGCUGUUGUCAAUCGUGUCCCCUUGGAGCAGUUGAAGACUGUGGUGAAAUCCGUUCCGGUAGCAUACGCUCAGCCUGCUCCAGCCGUUGUUAAGGAGUAUGCUACUCCAAUUUCAUAUCAUCAUUAA
Molecule: messenger RNA, 501 nt
Organism: Anastrepha obliqua
Lineage: Eukaryota; Metazoa; Arthropoda; Insecta; Diptera; Tephritidae
Product: larval cuticle protein A2B-like
Exons: 3
Coding region: 1-501 (166 amino acids)
Cellular component (GO): extracellular matrix
Source: RefSeq, a predicted model, not a curated record